Molecule: messenger RNA, 1001 nt
Organism: Oreochromis niloticus (Nile tilapia)
Lineage: Eukaryota; Metazoa; Chordata; Actinopteri; Cichliformes; Cichlidae
Product: macrophage mannose receptor 1-like
Exons: 8
Coding region: 99-1001 (300 amino acids)
Source: RefSeq, a predicted model, not a curated record
CACAGCAGAAGCUGAGCACUAAUAAACCCUGACAUUGUCAUGCUCAAUGAAUCCUAAGGGGCACUUGGAGUAUUUUUUUCUAAGAAUCGUUUGGACUUAUGGAUUAUAGACUGAUCAUCCUGGUGUUCACAGGAGCACUGGUUAGUGUUGCCUUUAGUCAGACUCGUCAGUACUACUUUGUGAGCACCUCAAAGACAUGGACAGAUGCACAGAGUCACUGCAGAAAUGUCUUCACUGACCUGGCGACCAUAGAAAACACAGCUGAUCUUUAUGCUGUCACAAGCAUUGCACCAAACACAGGGAAGGCAUGGAUAGGUCUCCAUGAUGACCUGCAGAACAGUUGGAGAUGGUCCCUAAAUGACAGCAGCUUCUAUGGUGUAGGAGAGGCAGCAUUUAGAAACUGGUACCCAGGUUCGCCCAACAAUCUUAAUGGACAGCAACAGUACUGUGUGGCACUUUUAAGUGGGAAUUCAUACAAUGGUGAAUGGGAUGAUCGCUAUUGUGGCAAUAACUACUCCUUUGUGUGCUAUAAUGGUACAAUAAAUGGUGAAGCAUCCUUUGUUAAGGUUGACAUUGCUGUAAAUUGGACUGAUGCUCAGAGUUUCUGCAGGAAUAAUUACGUUGAUCUAGCCAGUAUACGAAAUCAGACAGAAAAUCAAAAGAUCACGGUCACAGCAAAUGGAAGCUUUGUGUGGAUUGGUCUGUAUCGAGAAAAGGUGUGGUCUGAUGGGAGUGACUAUCUAUUUCAAUACUGGGCCAGUGGGCAACCAGACUCUGGAAAUGAGCAGUGUGUUGCUGCAGAUUUCAGUGACUCAGGACGAUGGUCGGAUGAAUUGUGCUCUAACAACUUUCCAUCCAUCUGUUUUACUACAAUGACGUUCAGACUAACAGGACAAACUGAGACCAGCAUCACUCUGCAGUGGAAUAAGAUCAGCAACAAUGUCAGCUUUGUUCUCCAGUUUAAUGUCUCAAUGCUGACAUCAAGUCCAAUCAUCUUCUAG